This is a messenger RNA of Tarenaya hassleriana, 360 nucleotides long. RefSeq names its product ethylene-responsive transcription factor 12-like. NCBI's taxonomy places the organism in Eukaryota, Viridiplantae, Streptophyta, Magnoliopsida, Brassicales, Cleomaceae. The transcript has 3 exons. The annotation marks the transcript as partial. The record is from RefSeq and is a predicted model, not a curated record. Gene Ontology annotation, molecular function: DNA binding; DNA-binding transcription factor activity. Gene Ontology annotation, biological process: ethylene-activated signaling pathway; regulation of DNA-templated transcription.
AUGGAGGCCAAGCCUCUACAAAACUUUAGCGCAAGCUCCAAGGGGAGGCCGAGGAGAUACAGAGGGGUGAGGCAAAGGCCGUGGGGGAAAUGGGCGGCGGAGAUAAGGGACCCACACAAGGUGGCGCGUGUGUGGCUCGGAACCUUUGACACGACUGAGACUUGUCCUACUAAGAUAUUUGUAGGGCUUUCUGGUGUGGACUUGUUCAUGGCUGAUGUCAAAGCCUUGGAAGCGUAUGCUGGUUACUUCCACUAUCUGCCGAAGUUGUGGUCUAGACUACUUCCUGAAGUUUAUGAACCAGAAGCUGUUGCAGACUACUUUAGUUGCAGGCCACAUGUCGUGGCUUUUAGACUCCUCGAG